This is a messenger RNA of Triticum dicoccoides, 1572 nucleotides long. RefSeq lists its product as uncharacterized. Lineage: Eukaryota; Viridiplantae; Streptophyta; Magnoliopsida; Poales; Poaceae. The transcript has 3 exons. Gene Ontology annotation, molecular function: protein binding. Bases 1 to 1572 code for a protein of 523 amino acids. The record is from RefSeq and is a predicted model, not a curated record.
AUGCAGAAAGUCAGUGCAGAUGAUGUGAUCAGCAGCUUGCCCGACGACAUCCUGCUCAACAUCCUCGACCGUCUCAAUGUCCGCGAUGCUACGAGAACCAGCAUCCUCUCAAGACGGUGGAGUCAGCUUUCUGCCAUGCUCCCACGGCUUUCAAUAACUGCUCAAGACGUCCUGCCCUCGAAAUCCAAAACCGGCACGACUAAUAAAAAGACAACAACUAAAGCCAGCAUAUCCAAAGAUGUAUUGGUCCGGAGGACCAAUGCAGCCGUGGUCAAAGCGGCAAGGAGCAUAUUGGCACGCAGGGAUCUGGGCGGGCGCUCCAUCCGCCUCUUCAGCGCGACGUUCUACUUGAGAGACGAUGCCCCCAUGUCCGUUGGGUGUGCCGUUGGCAAUGCCAUGGCGACAUGCAAGAUUGACAAGACCGAAUUCACAAUUCUGACGGAGAAGGAACACAUAAAGUGCACCGCUAAUGAUUUGGUGAACUACGCGGCACGGUUCGUGUCAUUCUUCCAAGAGUGUCCUCAUGCAUUUGUUGGUCUGACGCGCCUCUACCUAGAGAAUCUGAGAUUUGCUGAAUCUGACUUUGUCUCGAACAUCAUCAUCACUUGCAAGCAAUUAGAAUGUUUAAAAUUUGUCAAUUGCAGCACAAAGAGUUGGAUAACGCUCCAUGUCGAACACGCACAACUCAGUGAGCUCAGUAUUGUCAAUUGUCGAUUCGACAUGGUGAAGCUCACCUGGCUUCCCAAACUCAACCGAUUGGCGUUUGAGUAUUGGAUGAUGUCUUUCCAAGAGCCACCACUGUCAAUUGGCUACGCGCCAUUGCUUAAGGCUCUAAGCCUUUCAAAUGUUUAUCGUACUUGGCACAAAACGGUCGAGAUAAGUAAGUUUCUUUAUGAGACCUCUAUUCAAGACCUGAGGGACCUGAGGUUGGGGUUUAAAUACGAAAAGAUUUGGGUUCAACCAGAGCGUCUAACCAAAAGGUUGACAUCUGUGUUCCAGCAACUAAGGAUUGCCAAUCUAGUUGACAUCCCGGAAGGGUACGAUCUCACCUGGACAAUGUUCAUUUUGGAGGCGGCGCCGUCCCUGGAGGAGCUAUAUAUGAAGGUAAUGCAUCAUCCAUGUGAAAUGCAAAUGAAUCCGGAGAUUAGGAGGGAGCACUUGUAUAGCAACAAUAAGGGUGUUGAGUGGAAAUCACCUACAUCAAACUUCAAGCAUCGCCGUCUCACCAAGUUCAUCCUCUUCGGCUUCCAAGUUAAUGACUACAUGGUGAAUCAUGUUAGGCGUAUCCUGAAAGCAACGGUGAAUUUACAGGAUAUAUAUCUGUAUGACAGACUGAUUUGUCCUAAGUGCCCAGCGAAGCAACGUUAUGCGCAUGUGUAUAAUACACGGGUAUGUGACACGGGCAUGAUAAGGUUCCCACUGACAAAUGAGGAACGGCGUUUGGUGCAGCAGCGAAUGUUCCGGCGCAUUGAGUCACUUGCUGUAAUCCACUUCCUGAGGGCUGAUGAAAUAAGGGAUGAACACUGGCCAAGGAUAGCUGGAGACUCCCUACGUGCUCGAGAAGAUAGCUAA